AUGAACACGGUAAAUCCGUUCUCGCGUUGGUGGGAGAAUCGCCAACUGAUGGAAAAGACGCGUGCCUCCGAUGCGACGUCUGAACCGGGGGGGCACUUUAGCGAGCAAUGGCGACGGGAGCUUGCGUCUCGCGAGUCAUCCAGCGAGGUAGGCGACUAUGCAAGUACGCGUCGCCGUGACCGUGACCGCCAUAGCAACCGCGCAUCCUCAGCCUUGCAAUCCCUACAGCGACCAAGUUCGCGUCUGGGUCAGGAGUCACCUUCACUUGUUUUGCCCGAGCAUGCACGGAAAUUGUCAUCCAAGCCAAGAUCAGCGACUUCGCCACCGUCGAACCGGAACGUGUCGUAUUCUCGCUUGUACGACCAACGCCAAUCUCGCGAUGCGCGUGACACAAGUCGCCGCUCUGUCACACCGACAGGCGCCAACACAUCUCAGUCGUACUUGUGGGUACCCAUGACAAAGGAUGAAUCCAUACAAGAUGCAUCUGAGAUGGGCAUCGCACUUACUCAGGAUGCAUCCGAGCUGCCGCUUCUUUGGCAAGGUGCAUCAUCCAUCCCGAACAAAGGCCCGCUCAUGUCCGUCACGGAGGAAGACGAGUCGAAUACAUCGUUCAAGUACACAUCUACGCCCCCACGAGAGAAGAUAGCGCAAUUCAGCGCGGAUCCUCGUCCAGACACACAUUAUCCAUAUGGCGAUCCAGAUUCCCGGCACGCUUAUAACAUGCAGGACCUGCGUUACCCUCCGGCGUCCGUCUCUCACAAUGCGCAAAAUGUGUCUACCUCGUCCACAACACCGACCAUUCCCUCGCAGCCAGAGUCGAGUGUUGAGUAUCAUGGUCCAACAAACCAGUCGACACCACCACCGCGCAUUGAACGUGGCAGUAUGAAUAAUGACGAACUGAUUCGUCUGUCUUGGGAUGCCUCAGCGCUAUUUUCUUCGCCGACAGACAGUGCUCCAAUUGAGACCCUAACGCCGCAAGCUAAGGCGCCUCUUUUCCCGUCGCCACCGGGAGCACCACUAACAGCGGCAAGCACAGCACCCGUGGAGUCAGGGCCAUCGGCCAACAUUGUGAAAACGUCUGCCCCUCUAUCCGCCUCGACAUCUGAUGUUUCACCCUCUACGCGCAUGCAGUCUUACGCGCAGCUCGCAUCAUUUGGUCCUGCCAAGACGCUGCCGACGUCUUUGCCCCUAGCUCAUGACCGCACGGGCUUUGGCAAGACCGGUGACUUAUUAUCGCGCCCUGGCCUCAAGCCAGUUGGCUUGGAGCCGGCGCCUUUGCUGCGUACCUUGACGGCGCCAUCAACGUCGUCAAAUUCUGCACAAAAGCCUAUGGAUACUUUACCGAGUCGUUUCUUAACGGCUUCUUUGCCCUUCACUGACAAGAAUCAAGACAAGUCUAGGAAUGAACCGACCCACAUGGGCCAUUCGCUCUUGCGGCCUUUGGACGACCAUCGCCUCUCGGCAAUCUCACUGACUGACUCUAUUAUGGAGGACUUCAACCCCGAUGAUGCGCCUUGGAUGACUGGCUCCAGCGACGUGGGCCACAUGGACCGGAGCGAAUUGCAUGGCACGGCUAACGAGCCUGCUUCAGCCUCGACAGAGCCAGGCUCUCGCACACUUAGUUCCGAGCGUGCAAAUGAUGAGCAAACGACGGUGGAAAUGCCAUCGAUGCCCCAAACACCGUCUGAUGCUGAAACGCAUCAUCCUGCGCGGCGCAUGCUGGAUCGUCCCCGCAACCGUGGUCCCCGUCCGCAAAUGAUGGGCGGCAUCCGUAUUGCACAGGGUCAGUUGCACGCGCCGACGCCCGGCCAAACGCCUAAGCGCACUGUGUCGGAGCAGACACGACCCAAGGACCAGGCAAUGGCUCCGCCCAGUGGCAGUACCGAGACACGUACGUUUUCACUUUCGCCGGUCGCGCGCGAAUCAGAGACGACCGCACCAAGUGCGUCGGCAGGGUAUGGUCACUCACGACAUGUGUCUGAUUCAGCCCGUGAGUCUAUGACACUUCCCUUCAACUCGGACAACGACGCAGAUGACUUACUGGCUGACACUCUUAUGAAUACGAUGUCGAUCGAUGGUCAUUUGUUCGGCUCAGACUCCUUGGUGUCGCCAGCGGCCAAGGAUUCCUAG
Messenger RNA from Malassezia globosa CBS 7966, 2130 nucleotides. RefSeq lists its product as uncharacterized. The transcript has a single exon. NCBI's taxonomy places the organism in Eukaryota, Fungi, Basidiomycota, Malasseziomycetes, Malasseziales, Malasseziaceae. Bases 1 to 2130 code for a protein of 709 amino acids. The record is from RefSeq and is a predicted model, not a curated record.